ACCGCUCCUCUGCACAUUUCGAUGUGAUGGAGACGGGGUACGACUUCAUUCUCGGCACUCCGUGGUCUCGUCGGUUCCGCAGCACCGAGGCCGAUUGGGBRACCAACACYCUCGUUCUCAAAACGAAGUGUGGACAGACGUAUCGCGUACCUUUCAUAGGUACCACGGCGACACCACGUCCCGAUCCUCCUCCCACGGAGCCUUCAGUGCCCACACCAUCUCCCUCUAUCAUUGUCACCUCGCCUCGACAGUUCGCUCACUUCAUUCGACAGGACAACGUCACCUUCUUUAUGGUGGACGUGACGGAUCUCUUACACUAUGAUCCACCCUGUCUCGACGCCGAGCUCAUCCCUCUGGAGCCAGAUCCUCCCUCUAUCUCCAUGGCUCCCAUCUUUACUUCCGUCCCUCCGCCGUCCGUCGAGUCCACCCYGCCGUCGCGCGCUGACGCUGACGCUGAGGAACUCGUACGAUAUACGGCUGACUUGGAGCCCGCAGUUCGUGACCUCAUCCGAGAGUACCACGACGUUUUCCCAUCGUCGUUCUCGUACGCCGGCAUCCCACCGAUGCGUGACGUCGAACACUCCAUUCAGCUCGUGCCUGACUAUCGUGUUCACCACCAGGCACCCUACAGACUCUCGAUCCCCGAGGCCACUGAACUCAAGCGUCAGCUUGUGGAGCUCCUGAGACUGGGUUUCAUUAAACCCAGCAACUCCCCGUGGGGUGCACCCGUCCUCUUUGCUCACAAAGUGGAUGGAACUCUUCGUCUCUGCAUCGACUACCGCGGCCUCAACUGCUACACGGUUAAGAACAGCUACCCCAUGCCUCGUUCCAAUGAGCUGUUUGACCGCCUAGCAGGCAAACGCUUCUUUACGAAGAUUGAUCUUCGUAGCGGUUACCAUCAGAUCCGCGUCGCUGCAGCCGACCAGCCGAAGACCGCGUUCCGAUCGCGAUUCGGCCACUACGAGUUCACGGUGAUGUCAUUCGGCCUCACCAACGCACCCGCUACCUUCCAGAGGGCGAUGAACGACAUCUUCAGGGACAUCCUGGAGCAGUACGUUCUCGUCUACCUUGACGAUAUCCUGGUUUAUAGUCRUACCCUUGAGGAGCACCUCAGACACCUCCGCGACGUCCUUGACCGCUUGCGUAGAGAUGGCUUCUACGCCAAGCUAAGCAAGUGCCGCUUUGCCCAGCASAAAGUGGAUUUCUUAGGACACUACGUGUCUGACCAGGGUCUCCACAUGGACGAYGCGAAGAUCACUDCUAUUGCGGAGUGGCCCGCUCCCACAUCCGCCAAGCAGCUUCGCAGCUUCCGAGGCCUGACCAGCUACUAUAGUAACUUCAUCCGGGGAUACGCUAGGUAUUCUUACGUCCUUACCUCCACCCUCCUCCGGAAGAACCCACCCUGGGCUUGGACACCCCUCCACGAGGACGUCUUCCGCGCCCUCAAGAAGGCGGUGACAUGCGCACCGGUUCUUCACCUACCCGAUUUUGACCGCCCUUUUAUCCUUACCACCGAYGCGUCAGACUUCGCYRUAGGAGCAGUGCUUUCUCARGUCUUCCCCUCAUCUYCUGAUUCCUCUCAUCCUCGUAUCCCUCGCUUCCCACCACCUACCCCUACCACUGCUUCCCGACUGACGCCUACUCGUCCAGCUACUUACGAGCCUUCUAUUGACUAUUCUCCUAYMAUCGCCGAGGACGGCACUGUCGAGUCUCGCUCAGGUGAUUGUCCGAUAGCCUUCUACUCCCGUCAGCUCCUGCCCGCCGAGAUAAACUACACUGCUGAUGAACGUGAGGUUCUCGCAGUAGUUUAUGCCGCUCGACACUGGCGUCACUACCUGCACGGGGCACCAUUCACGGUGCGCACGUACAACUCUGUUGUCCAGACUUUUCUGACAAAGCCGAAGCUCACUCCUCGACAGGCUCGCUGGUGGCGCGACCUAUCCAAGUUUAGUUUCACCACUGAGCACAUCAAGGGUGAGACUAAUCGGGUCGCCGAUGCCCUAUCCCGGCGCCCUGACCACGACCAGGAGCACAUCCAACUCUCUUCCAUCUCGGUCAGCACCGUCCACCACUCGGUGAUCGACGAGUUUCGCACUCAGUACCGCCACUGCCCCGACUAUCGCGACAUCCACGCGACCCUUUGGAGUGGCAAGACCGUCCCGAACUACUCUCUCGGGCACAACGGUCUUGUGUACUGGCACGGUUCACAGGGCACCAGAGAGCCCCGUAUUUGUGUUCCCUCCACUGGACAGCUACGUGUCCAAGCAGUAGCAGAGUUCCAUGACCAGGCAGUUGCCGGUCAUAUGGGCUUCCACAAGACGUUGGCUCGUGUGAGCCGCCUGGUCGUCUGGCCGAAGCGCAACGACUUUGUGAAGGACUACGUCGUAGAGUGUCCCACCUGUCAGGAGGUGAACAGUGCGAACCACCUACCUUAUGGUUUGCUCCAGCCUCUUCCUAUCCCUAAGGGCCGUUGGCAGUCCAUCUUGAUGGACUUUAUCGGUCAUCUUCGACCUCCGACCCCCCGCGGUCAUGAUGCUAUCCUGGUGGUCGUCGACCGCUUCACGAAGCGUGCACGCUUUGUUCCGUGUCGCUAUGCCAUCAGUGCACGUGAGGUCGCCGACAUCGUAUUUGACCGAGUCGUGCGUGACCACGGCUUACCUCUGAGCAUCAUAUCUGACCGUGACCCGCGCUUUACCAGCCGAUACUGGCGACGGCUCCACGAGGUGUACGGCACUCAGCUCCGCUUCUCCUUGUCUUACCAUCCUCAGACUGAUGGUCAGACCGAGAUCACGAAUAGGACUCUCGGGGAUAUUCUCCGAACGAUUGUUUGUGACGACCAGCAGUGGGAUCUCCAUCUUGCCCACGCGGAGAUAGCCUACAACCACGCCGUCUCGCCAGCCACGGGGAUGUCGCCUUACUAUUGCGACCUCGACUAUCACCCGCGUGUUCCCGCGGACUUCCUUCGACCCACUGUGAAAGCCAGCUAGUCAAACGUAGUUAUGCAGAAAAUGGCACCGUAAGAGAACCCCAGUAAGGCUCUGUGCAUAACAGUAAGGCAUUGUGCCUGCGCACAAUC
Molecule: messenger RNA, 3076 nt
Organism: Chara braunii
Lineage: Eukaryota; Viridiplantae; Streptophyta; Charophyceae; Charales; Characeae
Source: the annotation of a GenBank genome assembly